Struthio camelus australis is the source of this 1368-nucleotide messenger RNA. NCBI's taxonomy places the organism in Eukaryota, Metazoa, Chordata, Aves, Struthioniformes, Struthionidae. The record is from RefSeq and is a predicted model, not a curated record.
AUGAAAUUUCAGCGUUCUGCUGCAUUAAACUGUUACAUUGCAAACCAGCGGAAAUUAGAAAGUAUCAAUGACAAUGAAGUUGGAUUUUAUGUUGGACUUAAAAAUCUAACGGUGGUGGAUUCAGGCUUACGGUUUGUGUCCCGUCAGGCAUUUGUGAAAAAUGUCAACCUACAAUACAUCAACUUAUCCAGAAACAAGCUCUCAAGUUUGUCCAAGAAGCCUUUCCGCCAUCUGGGUUUGUCUGAUCUGAUAUUGGUGGACAAUCCGUUCAAGUGUUCCUGUGAAAUUAUGUGGAUCAAGAAAUUUCAAGAGACCAAGUUCUACACAGAAACUCAGGAUUUAUAUUGCAUAGAUGACAACAACAAGAGGACAGCUUUGCUGGAUAUGAAGGUCCCAAACUGCGACUUGCCCUCUGCAAACUUAAGCAAUUAUAACAUCACUGUUGUGGAAGGAAAGACUGUCACGUUGUAUUGUGAUACUACUGGAGGCCCACCCCCUAAUGUGUCCUGGGUGCUCUCCAAUCUUGUUUCAAACCAUGAGAGUGACACAAGUAAGAAUCCUGCCUCGCUAACCAUAAAAAACGUUUCAUCCAUGGACAGCGGACUGUGGAUUUCUUGCGUAGCGGAGAACAUUGUGGGAGAGGACCAGGCGUCUGCCGAGCUCACGGUGUUCUUUGCACCAAAUAUCACAUUUAUUGAAUCUCCAACCCCUGACCACCACUGGUGCAUUCCAUUCACUGUGAAAGGGAACCCUAAACCCACCUUGCAGUGGUUCUAUGAAGGGGCUAUACUGAAUGAGUCUGAAUACAUCUGUACUAAAAUACAUGUUAUCAAUCAAAGUGAAUACCAUGGCUGCCUUCAGCUGGACAACCCUACCCAUCUGAACAAUGGUGCUUAUACCUUGCUGGCAAAGAACGACUAUGGAGAGGAUGAAAAACGGGUUGAUGCUCAUUUCAUGUCGGUGCCGGGAGAUGGUAGUGGCCCAAUUGUGGAUCCAGACGUUUAUGAGUAUGAAACCACGCCUAAUGAUCUUGGGGAUACCACAAAUAACAGUAAUCAAAUCACUUCCACGGAUGUUUCCAACAAAGAGAAUGAAGAUAGCAUCACUGUUUAUGUUGUGGUGGGAAUUGCAGCACUGGUGUGCACUGGCUUAGUGAUAAUGCUAAUUAUUCUGAAGUUUGGAAGACACUCUAAGUUUGGGAUGAAAGUUCAUGGUGAAGUAAAAGGAGUUGGUCUGGUAGAUCAAAUAUGGCUUUCAUUGCAAGACUGCGAUAAUGAAGAACAAGUAAUGGUGACUGUCAACAGUGAUGUACAUAAUAACUCAACUGCGUCAGAUAACAACAGACUGGGUAAGAUAAUACUGUUCUAG